Messenger RNA from Galeopterus variegatus (Sunda flying lemur), 712 nucleotides. It is a transcript of the gene FAM167B, whose product is annotated as family with sequence similarity 167, member B. The transcript is spliced from 2 exons. NCBI's taxonomy places the organism in Eukaryota, Metazoa, Chordata, Mammalia, Dermoptera, Cynocephalidae. Bases 1 to 492 code for a protein of 163 amino acids. The record is from RefSeq and is a predicted model, not a curated record.
AUGUCCCUGUGGCCACUGAAAUUUCAGGCGGUGGGUGAGGAAGACGAGGAGGUUGAGGAGGAGGAGAGCCUGGACUCCGUGAAGGCCCUGACAGCCAAGCUGCAGCUGCAGACACGGCGGCCCUCAUAUCUGGAGUGGACAGCCCGGGUCCAGAGCCAGGCCUGGCGCAAGGCCCAACCCAGACCUGGGCCUGGGGGACCUGGGGCUAUCUGUGGCUUCCACUCAAUGGACUGCGCCCUUGAGUGGCUCCGACGGGAGCUGCGGGAGAUGCAGGCUCAGGACCGGCAGCUGGCAGGACAGCUGCUGAGGCUGCGAGCCCAGCUGCACCGGCUGAAGGUGGACCAAGCCUGUCACCUGCACCAGGAGCUGCUGGAUGAGGCCGAGCUGGAGCUGGAGCUGGAGCCGGGAGCUGGCCUGGCCCUGGCCCCGCCGCUGAGGCACCUGGGCCUCACACGCAUGAACAUCAGCGCCCGGCGCUUCACCCUCUGCUGAGGGAUACUUACGCAUCUCACAGGUCACCACUGCUCCUUCCCCACCCUGCCUGGGAAGAAGGAAGGGAGGGUGCUCCAGAGAAGGGGUGGGGGGGCACUCAGGUCUCUCAGAGCUGAGUUCUAAGAGCACAGAGCCCCAGCAUCCUGUCAUCCCUGCUGCCUCAGCUGGUGAGGGGGAAGAAACCCCAAGGUCCUCAAUAAACUCCCUCUCUGUUUCCCCU